AUGGACAGUGAUAUAAUUGAUGAAGAAUUUAUAUAUGGAAAAAAUAUAGAAAAAAUAAGAAAAAAAAAAGAACUAAUUUUAGAUUGUUUAAAAUAUGUAGUUGACCCAGACUUAAAAAAAAAUAUAGUAGAGUUAAAUUUUAUUCGUAAUUUAAAAAUUCAUGAAAAUGAGAAAAGCAAAUAUAUAGUAGAGUUCGAUUUAAAUUUAACAACCCCUGCUUGUCCAGUCAAAGAAGAUUUGAUCUCAGAAUGCAAAAAACAACUGAGUUCAUAUGAAUGGAUAGAGAAAAUAAACAUUAAUACAACAUUUAUAAAUUUUUAUGACAAAAAAAAAAAUAAUAAUAAAAUUGAGAAUAUUAUAUUAAUAUACAGUUGCAAAGGAGGAGUAGGAAAAUCUUUUUUUUCAGUUAAUUUUUCUUUCUACUUAAAAAAAAAGGGAGCAUCAGUUGGACUUUUAGAUGCUGAUAUUAAUGGUCCAAGUUUACCUACUUUAUUACCAUUCGAUCAUACGUACGCUAAAUUUAAAAGAAUUAGAAAAAAAAAAACAAAAAAUAAAAUUUUUUAUGAGAAAGAGAAAAGAAACGAGAAAACUGGUUCUGAUAUUAUUAAAAAAGAGAGCUUAGAAGAUAUGCAUUUAUUUGGUACAAAUUUAAAUAAUGAGAAAAGUUUAGAACAAGGAGAAUUAAGAAAACAUAUGAAGGAAAAGAGAAAUAAUAAUGAAACAAAUAAAUACAUACAUAAUGAAAGCAAAAUAAAGAAUAGUAUAAAUGAUUAUAUAUGUCAUCUUGAUAAUACUAUAAAUAAUAAUAUAUAUAGUAAUGAUUGUGAUUCGUAUGAUAAAGAAAACAAAGAAAGUUCUGAUGGAAAAAAUGAUGAUGAAGACAAUUCAUCUAUGAUUGAACCGCUAGUGUAUAAUGAUGUUAAAUUAAUGUCAUAUGCUUAUAUAAAAAAUAAACACAAUUUAGGAUUUGCUUCUUUUAGAGGGCCUAUAUUAAAUGAAUUAAUAAAAGAAUUUUUAAAUAAUGUAAACUGGGGAAUCUUAGAUUAUUUAAUCAUUGAUAUGCCACCAGGAACAAAUGAUAUACAUUUAAAUUUAUUAGAAUCAGAAAAUAUUGAUGGCAUAAUUAUGAUAAGUACUCCAAAUGAUUUAUCGGUUAAUGAUGUAGAAAAAGGAAUAAACAUGUGUAAUUACUUUAAUAUUCCUAUUAUAAGUCUAAUUAUAAAUAUGAAUUAUUUUGUAUGUGAUAAUUGUGAUAAGAAACAUUAUAUUUUUAAUAAUAGUAAUAUUGAGUCUCUAAAAAAGAAAGUUAAUAAUGUAUAUGAAAUCCCUUUUCAUUCCUUAUUAUCAAAAAAUGUUUAUUAUAAUAAUGAUGAUAAUCAAAAAAAGUUCCCAUUUAUUUUAGCCUAUGAAAAUCAUUUUUUAAUUGAUGAACUAGAAUAUAUUUUUCAAAAUAUUAUAAGAGAAAUUUCUAUUUUAAAAUAUAAUCAUACCUUAAAUUUGCCUUCUCUGCAAAUUUAUAAUAAAAAUUACAUUCAAUUAAGUUUUGAUACUAUGGAGAAUAAGUAUGUUUUUUCAGAAGAUGUGUUAAUUUGCCAUAUAAAAACAAUACGAUUAAAAUGUAAAUGUGAUAUAUGUAAAUUAAAAAAAAAGAAUGGCAAAAAGGUUUUAUUAGAUUAUAAUUUAUACGUAAAAGAAAUAAUAAAGUUAGGUAUUUAUAAUGUUAAAAUUAUAUGGUCUGAUCAACAUGUGUCUAUUUAUUCAUACGCUUAUUUAAAACAUAUAUUUCAAAAAAAAAGAUUGAGCAAUAGUAGUGUAUAUUGUCAAUCUAACAACAAUAUAAAUUAUGAAUGGUAA
This is a messenger RNA of Plasmodium relictum, 1854 nucleotides long. Its product is annotated as conserved Plasmodium protein, unknown function. The coding region runs from base 1 to 1854 and encodes 617 amino acids. NCBI's taxonomy places the organism in Eukaryota, Apicomplexa, Aconoidasida, Haemosporida, Plasmodiidae. The record is from RefSeq and is a predicted model, not a curated record. The transcript has a single exon. Gene Ontology annotation, biological process: iron-sulfur cluster assembly. Gene Ontology annotation, molecular function: ATP binding; ATP-dependent FeS chaperone activity; 4 iron, 4 sulfur cluster binding.